Molecule: messenger RNA, 1599 nt
Organism: Serendipita indica DSM 11827
Lineage: Eukaryota; Fungi; Basidiomycota; Agaricomycetes; Sebacinales; Serendipitaceae
Source: the annotation of a GenBank genome assembly
AUGUCGAAUCAACCAGUGGCCGCGCAAACCGCAACCACCGCAACGGGAACGGUUUCCCAGGUGGCAUGGCAGUUUGUCGUGCAAUACUAUACAUACAUGAACGAUAAGCCUGACCAGUUGCAUCGGUUCUAUACAAAAUCAUCGCACUAUUUGCAUGGGAUCGAAGGCGAAGACACGGAUCUCCUCCAGGGUCAGACCGCUAUCCACAAAAAGUUUGUCGAAAUCGGGUUCAAAGACUGCAAAGUGUUCAUUCACUCUGUCGACGCGCACCCGAGUGCAAAUAAUGGCAUUCUUGUUCACGUCAUUGGCGAGAUGUCGAACCGUGGGGAGGCAUGGAAGAAGUUUGUCCAAGUCUUCUUCCUGGCUGAACAGCAAAACGGUUAUUUCGUCUUAAACGACAACUUUCGCUUCCUAAAGGAGGAGACAUUUGAUGAAGAGGAAGAGAAUCCAGACGACCAUCAGCUGCAGUCCGAGCAGGGUCCACCAUCAGUCGCAGAGGACGUGUCGUACAACCAGCCGCACACAAACGGAUAUCAUGGUACAGCAGAGGCGACGUCGGUGCAACAGCCUCCAACGAUUGCCGCUCCUGCACCUAUUCCCGCCGUGACCGCUCCGGUACCUAUCACCCCCAAAGAGACGCCUGCACCACCAGCGGUUCCGGAAAGCACAUAUGUGGAACCAGCUCCUCGACCACCGACACCCACCCCUGAACCCGCGCUGCCAACGGUACCAGACGUGAUUGAACCGACGCAAGAGCCUGUUUCCACUCCUCCGGCCGCGCCGAGUCCAGUUCCAGCACGUAAGUCGCCAUCGCCAGCACCGCCUAGUGCUCUUCCUCCAUCCACAGAGGCACCUUCGCAACCAGCGACUCCACAACCUGCGGGUCCGCCAGCUCCAAAGACGUGGGCGAGCCUCGCUGCGACCAAUUCAUCAAAGUGGGGUCAGAAUGUUGCACAGGAAGCCAAGGGAGUGAGUGCUGCUGCGCCUCAUCCAGCCGCUGGGGCGACGCAGGCCCAACCUCCACGAGAACGAGCAGGAGGGAAUGCUCCUACGGCACCCAGUGCUGGGGGCGAUCCGGUGCUGCAACCAGGUGGAGUUGGCCCACGAAACAUUCCACCUGCGAACCAGCAUCCACUGUAUGCGGCGGCGUUGUCGGUGACGACGGCGAUGUGCUUUGUCAAGGGAGUGACGGAAAACAUUCCGCAGCAGGCGUUGGAGCAAGUCCUCUCUACUCGGUUUGGACCUAUCAAAGAAGUUGAGAUUGUGCGAAGCAAGGCGUGUGCAUUCAUCGAGUUCAAGUCAAUCGACAGUGCAAAGAAGGCAAUUAUUGCGAGCUUGCAUCCGGGGGCAGGCGGAGAAGGUGGGAUUCGGUUUGAUGAGGAAAAGUAUGGGAGCCCGGCGAGGAUCAAUGUCGAAACGAGGAAGGAAAGGGGAGACCGACCAGCUCCUCGUGGAAGGGGAGGUGUGUCCGUCGGUGUGGCUGGGGAAGGACGGGGUGUAGCCGGAGGUUCGCAGACGGGAGGAGGAUCUCCAGGCGGCAGCUAUCGUGGACGUGGGGGGCCGCGAGGACGGGGAGAUGGGACAAGAGGCAAAGCCUGA